GCCGCCGCGUCUCUAUGAUGAAGCCCGCCAGGCAGACGCCUCGAGCCCUGAGGCAUCGAUGGCCGCAGAGCGCCGAGCACCCGGCAGCCCGCCUCGGCUGUUGCUGCGCCUGCGCGCACUCGAGCUCGCGCCCAGCAGCGCCCCUGGCGGCCGGGAGGGGCGGCGCCCUUACACCGGGGCCCGUGGGCUGGGCUGAGGGCAAGACUCACUCACUUUGAGGGUUCGAGACCCCGCCCCGCCUCUCCCAGCUGCUCGGGCCCUUGGGUUAGAGGGUCGUGGACAAGGAACCAGAGGUCAACUCGGACUUUGUAAACAGGAUAUGGCGCCAGGGCCCUGCUGGGAAGUGCAGAGUCGAGGAGGCUGGGGGUGGACUUUAGGGGGGGCGGGCAGGGUGCUUGGUAAGGCAGGAGGACCAACGGGGACUUACUGGGUUGGCGGUGGACGUCGCCGACUUCCUGUGCCAGGCUUCUGGGCGGAACUGGACAGUGGACUCUGACCCAGGACUCGGCCGUCCUGACCUAGGCUUCCCCCAGUCCCUGCGCCGUUACUGCCACCGCCAUGCUGACCCCCAGGACGGCACUCCUCUUGACUUUGCUCCUGGCUGGGGACUCCCUGAGCCAGAGGGCUCGGAGACCUCCUCAGCCCCCGUCCCCCAUCAGCACCAUACCGCCAAAGGCCAACUUUGAUGCUCAGCAGUUUGCAGGGACGUGGCUCCUUGUGGCUGUGGCCUCCACGUGCGGCUUCCUGCAGGAGCAAGGCCACCGGGUUGAGGCCACCCUACUGCGUGUGGCUCCCCAGCGUGCAGCCAUGGCUGUCAGCACCUUCCAAAAGCUGGAUGGGAUCUGCUGGCAGGUGCGGCAGCUCUACCGAGACGUGGGAGUCCCGGGCCGCUUCCUGCUUCCAGGUGCCCGUGCAGUGGACGUGGUCGUCGGAGAGACGGACUAUGAGGGCUACGCCGUCCUGUACCUGGAGCGGAAGCGGAGGCUGUCAGUGAAGCUGUACACCCGCUCACUCCCUCCAAGUGACUCGGCGCUGAGUGCGUUUGAGCAGCACGUCCAGAGGGCCAACCUGACCGAGGACCACGUCUUGUUCUUCCCCAAGUAUGGUUUCUGCGAGGCCGCAGACCAGUUCCACGUCCUAGAUGAAACAAGAAGGUGAGUUCGGGCAGCGGCCCGGACCUUAGAAGGAGCGAAGACCCUGAUGGUGGCGGC
Molecule: messenger RNA, 1211 nt
Organism: Enhydra lutris kenyoni (northern sea otter)
Lineage: Eukaryota; Metazoa; Chordata; Mammalia; Carnivora; Mustelidae
Product: complement C8 gamma chain
Exons: 7
Coding region: 559-1158 (199 amino acids)
Biological process (GO): complement activation
Cellular component (GO): membrane attack complex
Source: RefSeq, a predicted model, not a curated record